Scomber scombrus (Atlantic mackerel) is the source of this 2189-nucleotide messenger RNA. RefSeq names its product iodotyrosine deiodinase (gene iyd). NCBI's taxonomy places the organism in Eukaryota, Metazoa, Chordata, Actinopteri, Scombriformes, Scombridae. Bases 79 to 963 code for a protein of 294 amino acids. The transcript is spliced from 5 exons. Gene Ontology annotation, molecular function: oxidoreductase activity. The record is from RefSeq and is a predicted model, not a curated record.
CAGAUAACAGAAAGUGUUUCAUAACAUCAGGUCUGCAAACACAUCAAGUAGCCUACUCUUCUCUCCACUCCGGCAGUCAUGGCUCUUCUGUCCGUCCUCACGCCUGUUCUGGUGGCGGUGCUGUGCAUGGUGAUUGGCUUUAUGUUUGUGAAAUCACGGCAAACGGAGACCACCUCCCAGGACGAAACUAAAGGGGCCUCGAAGGCGGGCUUCAGACCUUGGGUGGACCAGGAUUUACAGGACGACACUGAAAUCACAAGAGAAGACGAUGGUGAAUGGGUGGACAGCGCUGAGGAGGAGGAUCUUCCACAUGUGCCCUACUCACCACCACGUUACCCUGAGGAGAAGAUGCUGCAGAGAUCUCAGGAGUUCUACACUCUGAUGAACCAGCGGAGGUCUGUCCGACUCAUCAGCCCAGAGCCGGUCCCACGAGAAGUCAUCGAUAAUGUCAUACGCACUGCAGGUACGGCCCCUAGUGGAGCACACACAGAGCCCUGGACGUUUGUCGUAGUGUCAGACCCAGAGACAAAACACCAGGUCAGACUGAUAGUGGAGGAAGAGGAAGAGGUCAACUACCGUCAGAGGAUGGGAGACAAGUGGGUCCAUGAUUUGGCCAAAUUAAGGACGAACUGGAUUAAGGAGUACCUGGAUGAAGCUCCAUACUUGGUCCUCAUCUUCAAACAGACCUAUGGGAUUCUACCAGACAGCAAGAAAAAGACACACUACUACAAUGAAAUCAGUGUCUCCAUAUCCUGUGGGAUACUGUUGGCUGCAUUACAGAAUGUGGGCCUUGUCACUGUUACUUCGACGCCCCUUAACUGCGGUCCCCAGCUCAGGCUGCUCCUCAAACGACCAGCCAAUGAGAAGCUGCUGAUGCUGCUUCCUGUUGGUUACCCUGCUUCUGAUGCCACUGUGCCUGACUUGAAACGCAAGCCUCUUGAUGAUAUUAUAGUGCACAUGUGAGAGAAUCGAUCUGCAGAGAAAACAAACUGCAAAAAUCCAAAAUGAUCUCCUUUGCCUAGCUGGGAACGCAAUGCAACAAACUAAUAUGUCUUAGAAAUGCUUGAAAAUUGAAAAAUGUAAAACUACUGCUUAACAUACGUAUGGAAUAAACAGAGAGACAAGAGGUGCCAUUGCAACCAUGAUCAAGGCUGCAACGUAACAGACAAACAACCAAAAGUGGAGCUAUCAUUAUAAACCUCUGACUAACAAGCAUAAUCUCAUGCUUUUCAUUUAGAAGGCACAACAGCUCUACUGUUAAAUACCUGCUGACAGUUAAGGAAUAGGAAAAUAAAAAUAAUCCUAAAGAGUUUCUUUAUGUGGUACUAUCUCUCAUUCCUUGCCAACAACAAACAAAAUGAAUUAACAUAAUUGUGAAAAAGAUGCAUUUUUGCAGUGACCCUUCAUAAACUUAAUUCACCAUAAAGAUUACAGACAGAUAGUCGUAUAAACCUUUUACAUGGGGUGUGAGCUAACUGAGCAGGCAUUUGAUGGUGAACAUCACUGAUUUACAGUAAAUAAAAGAAACUCCUUAACCAAACAAACUGAGAUCCAGAUGUUUUCUAGCACUGCUGCUGAGAAUGAAAUAGUUAGUUUUGAAUUGUUUGUAUUAGUGAUGCUUGUGCAAUCUGUUCUUGAGAAAUGACUGCUUGCUGAAUUGUUGCAAAAUGUAAUGUUCUUGCCCUAGUCAGACCCAUGUUAGAUUAUUGAGGCUGAUAUCAAUAUGAAUAUAUCAGAGUUUUAAAAAAAUCUAAUAAUAGCAUAUCAACUCUUUUUUUUAAAGAAUUGUAACCAAGACGUACAGAUUGGGAUAUUUUAAAGUUGAAAAAUAAACUUGUCUGCGCUCUCUGCUGGGCUAUGUAAUGGUGUGUAUGCUGUUUCUAAAUUUCUUCUGACAUGUAAUUUCUGUACUUCAUGUUAUAGUGAUUUACAGGCAUACUUACACACAGAUGUCUGUCUGAUUGGUCUUUCAGUGGGGUUUUACCUGCAGAAAGUUGAUAAUUAAUGAUAAAUUAAGUAUUUUUUAAUAAAUAACUCACAUGGGAAUAGCUAUUUCCAGGAAUCAGUGUACCAGGAAUCAGUGAUUACCCAGAUAUAUGUCUUGCAAGGAGUACCUUGUUGUUGUUAUAUUAAGAAUGCAUUGCUCUAGCACUUUUCUUUUAAAUAAACAUGCUGGAAUUUGUGUGGGC